Molecule: messenger RNA, 1231 nt
Organism: Arabidopsis arenosa
Lineage: Eukaryota; Viridiplantae; Streptophyta; Magnoliopsida; Brassicales; Brassicaceae
Source: the annotation of a GenBank genome assembly
AAGACUGAAGUUUACCAAUUCUUGAAAAGAUGGCUGAAGAUCAGAACACAACUGACCGUUGGGAGUUGCCUUCAGCGUCAGAGCCCGUCAAAAACGUAGUUCUGGUAGGCCGUACUGGGAAUGGAAAAAGCGCCACUGGAAAUUCCAUCAUCGGAAAAAAGGUGUUCGAGUCCAAAUAUCAAGCUGUUGGUGUUACCACAAAAUGUAAGACAUUUAGAGCUGUGACACAGGAUGGCCCGAUAAUCAAUGUGAUUGACACUCCUGGUCUCUUCGACCUGGCCGUGUCCGCAGAGUUUAUCAGUAAGGAAAUCGUCAACUGCCUUAUUCUUGCUAGAGAAGGGCUACAUGCCGUCGUGUUAGUUCUAUCCUUGUCGACUCGGAUUUCACAAGAGGAAGAAAAUGCACUUUGUACGUUACAGAUGCUGUUCGGGAGUAAAAUCGUUGACUAUUUGAUCGUUGUAUUCACUUGCGGUGAUAUGUUGAAAGAUCGGAAGAUGACACUAGAGGAUUAUUUGUCCAAUGGUUGCCCUGAAUUUCUAAAGAAAGUUCUCAGACUAUGUGGAGGUAGAAGGGUUGUAUUUGAUAACCGAACGGAAGAUGAAGAGGUGAAGGCUAAGCAAGUCCAUGAGCUUCUCGUCCAUGUCGCAGCGAUCGAAAGUGAAACUGGUGGGAAUCCAUUUACGGACACGAUGCACCGUAGGAUACAGGAAGAGGCUGAAAGGGUCAAAAGGGAAGAGAAGGAAAUUGAAGAAAAGAACAUUGCAGAGGAAGAGAAAGCAAAGUUGAAGAACGAGCUAGACAAGUCGUAUAGCCAAAAUAUGAACAUGAUGGCACAGAUGAUGGAGAGGAUAUUUAAAGAAUCUGCGGCGGCAAAUGAGAGACAAAUGAAUAUGAUGAAAGACUUUAUGGAAAUUUCAAUUAUCGGAAAGGAUGCUCAGCGUAAAAGAGAUGAAGAGAAGCGGGAGCAGCAGGCAGCGAGGAAGCAGGAAUGCAACAUCUUGUGAUCGGUGUGUACCAAUUCAGCUAAGUCCGUGUUCAUAAAAGAUCAAGGAAGAUAGUGAAGGUCUGGCUAUGCACAUUUCAUAUACUUCUUAUUUUAUUUAUGUGUUUUGUGAUUUCUGCUUUUGUUUGCGUUUAUGGAUUUCCUUUGCGACUGUAAUACAAGUAGAGUUUGUUGACAACUUUUAUUUAAAUUUCCUUAUUAAUGAUGAAAUAAAGACAGGUGACUUAU